Molecule: messenger RNA, 2388 nt
Organism: Morchella sextelata
Lineage: Eukaryota; Fungi; Ascomycota; Pezizomycetes; Pezizales; Morchellaceae
Exons: 4
Coding region: 1-2388 (795 amino acids)
Biological process (GO): protein phosphorylation
Molecular function (GO): protein kinase activity; ATP binding; protein binding
Source: RefSeq, a predicted model, not a curated record
AUGCAGGCGACAAAAUCGGUGGCCGAUAUCACGGUUAUCAACACUUACAAACUAGAUACUUAUUUAUAUUCAACAGACAGGAACGACCUGUACAGUACGACCUUAGGGAGGCACGGUGUAGAGGCUUGGUUGAGGGUGGGGAAGAUUGGAGAGGGAGGUUUUGGCAGUGUUUGGCUUGAAAAGAAACGUUCUACAGGAGAGUUGAGGGCUGUGAAGAAGAUUUACCUUGAAAAGAGUCGGAAUUUCCCCUAUGCCCGAGAGCUUAAUGCUUUGAUAAAAGUAUGCAGUCAUCGGGAUUUGUUCGUUAAAUUCCUCGGCUGGUACGAGGAAGCUGAUUUUGUUUUUCUUAUGAUGGAAUAUCAUGAGGAUGGAGAUUUGGGGCAAUAUCUCAAAGGUUCCCGGUUGAAAGCACGGUCAGAGGUGAAGGAAAUUGCCACUCAACUACUAAAAGGGCUGGCAAUCUUGCAUGAGAAUAACAUCUGCCACCGUGAUCUAAAACCAAAAAACAUUCUUAUCGGCCGUCGUUCACCCAUCCAAGUCAAGCUUGCCGAUUUUGGGUCAUCAAAAUCCACAUUAGAUACGAGUCUACGAACUAGGUGUGGUACCUCAGGUUAUAUGGCUCCAGAACUACAUGGGAUCGGCUUCCCGUGCCGGAAUCGUUACACCAAUGCCUUGGAUAUCUGGUCUCUGGGUUGCGUAAUAUACGAGAUCUUGACCUCAGAACCACCAUUUCUGUGGAAGUCAGAGGAUACGGAUGAUAGCGCUAGCUUGUGUACGAUACUGGACGCCAAUUUCACCAUUCCCGCUCCAGAGGUCGACCUUGUAGUCGUUAUGCGUUUCUGCGAAGGGAAAGCCGGUUUCCCGGUGGAAGCUCUUGAAGAAGCUGGUGUGGAUGAUAUUGGAAUAAACUUCCUGAAAAGCUUAUUAGUCGCCAACCCCGCUUCAAGGAUUACAGCUUCGCAGGCCUUACUAUCGAUAAAUCAAUUCCAUGGACUGGGACAAGAAUUAAGUUGGUUAGUCAUAGGCAAGUUUGUGACGCAGUGCAGAGUGCGUCAAAACGUCGACAUGAGUGUGUUAGGUUUAACAAACAUCUCGGCCUAUACAUUACAUGAGGCUAUCAGAUGCGGAUAUCGGACCAUUGUUGAUCUACUUUUAAGUGCAUACCCAGAUGACGUUAACGCCACGGUUUUUCGACAAGAAGCUUUUCUUUCAGCAGCAAAAUCAGGAUACCUAGCAGUGGUCGUGGUACUCUUGGAUUGGGGGGUAAAUGUCAAUUCCAAAACGAACUAUGACGAAACGGCUUUACAUCUAGCAGCAAUAUGUGGACACCCCGAAAUAAUCACACUACUCUUAGGCAGAGGAGCGGAUGCAAAUUCCAAAACGAACGAUGGCAAAACGGCUUUACAUCUAGCAGCAACAUUUGGACACCCCGAAAUAAUCACACUACUCUUAGACAGAGGAGCGGAUGUCAAUUCCAAAACGAACGAUGGGGAAACGGCUUUACAUCUAGCAGCAAAAUCAGGAUACCUCGGAGUGAUCGAAAAACUCUUAGACAGAGGAGCGGAUGUGAAUUCCAAAACGAACAAUGGGAAAAAGGCUUUACAUCUAGCAGCAACAUUUGGACACCCCGAAAUAAUCACACUACUCUUAGACAGAGGAGCGGAUGUCAAUUCCAAAACGAACUAUGACGAAACGGCUUUACAUCUAGCAGCAAUAGGUAGACACCCCGAAAUAAUCACACUACUCUUAGGCAGAGGAGCGGAUGUCAAUUCCAAAAUGAACGAUGGGGAAACGGUUUUACAUCCAGCAGCAAGAUUUGGACACCUCGGAGUGAUCGAAAAACUCUUAGACAGAGGAGCGGAUGUGAAUUCCAAAACGAACAAUGGCAAAACGGCUUUACAUCUAGCAGCAACAUUUGAACACCCCGAAAUAAUCACACUACUCUUAGACAGAGGAGCGGAUGCAAAUUCCAAAAUGAACGAUGGGGAAACGGCUUUACAUCAAGCAGCAAGAUUUGGACACCCCGAAAUUCUCACACUACUCUUAGGCAGAGGAGCGGAUGCAAAUUCCAAAACGAACGAUGGGGAAACGGCUUUACAUCUAGCAGCAAAAUCAGGAUACCUCGGAGUGAUCGAAAAACUCUUAGACAGAGGAGCGGAUGUGAAUUCCAAAACGAACGAUGGGGAAACGGCUUUACAUCUAGCAGCAACAUUUGGACACCCCCAAAUUCUCAUACUACUCUUAGAUGAAGGAGCGGAUGCAAAUCCCAAAACGAACGAUGGGGAAACGGCAGCAGAAUUUGGAGAUUUUGAUAUGACCGUUCUACUCUGCGAUGAUUUGGAAUUCGAAGAGGAUUCGCCGGUAGCGAAGCGUCGACGGAUUGGCUGA